Messenger RNA from Striga asiatica, 570 nucleotides. NCBI's taxonomy places the organism in Eukaryota, Viridiplantae, Streptophyta, Magnoliopsida, Lamiales, Orobanchaceae. The record is from the annotation of a GenBank genome assembly.
AUGCUUUACACCCAAUCAUUCCGAAUAACGCUUACAUCCUCUGCCUUACCGUGGCCGUUGGCACAGCGUAAACCGAUGUUUAUUCCCCAGAUACCGUCAUUGCUUCUUCUCUGGGAAAUGAAGUUCACGACCUGUGGGCCUUCUACCUCCACGCGGCAUUGCUCCGUCAGGCUUUCGCCAGUGCGGAAAAUUCCCCACUACUGCCUCCCAGACGUCAAAAGGGCUUUUGGCUCGAAAAAAAAACAAGCUGAUUUGCAAAUUAAAACUCCACGUAACGACUGGUUUAGCCCAAAGACACAAGAAAAGCACUUCGACUUGUUGAUUCAUCGUCAGAAAUGGCUUAGAGCCAGUCGUUCAAUCCAUCGAACAAUAGUGUUACUGCUGAAACAUGGAAAAAUGGAAAUCUUAGAUCAAAACACGAUGUAUGGAUGGUAUGAACUGUCCAAAGAAGAAUUCUUGAACAGCGAACAACCAUUUCAGAUAUUCGCAACCAAGAAGUACUGGAUUCUCUUUCGAAUAUGCCUUGACAGGAGAAGGAAGGAUGGAAUGCCAACAAGCGUCUAUUAUUGA